Molecule: messenger RNA, 885 nt
Organism: Anneissia japonica
Lineage: Eukaryota; Metazoa; Echinodermata; Crinoidea; Comatulida; Comatulidae
Product: E3 ubiquitin-protein ligase TRIM33-like
Exons: 1
Coding region: 1-885 (294 amino acids)
Molecular function (GO): zinc ion binding
Source: RefSeq, a predicted model, not a curated record
AUGAACGAGAAAUGCAGCACUAAUGAAGAGGAAGUUAACUGCCUUUUGUGUAACGAAAAUGUGACUGCACGCUGCAUGGACUGUUCAAAAUUCUUUUGUACAGAAUGUGUUGAAAACCAUCAGAAAAUACCUUCUUGUCAAAGUCAUACUGUGAUGACCUUAGAGCACUAUCAGUCUAUGAAUUGUUCAUGGCCUGUAUGUAGGGAUUGCACUGUCGUCGUUCACAAACAACAUGAUAUUGAGGACCUGAAAACAGCAUUUGAAAAUUUAAAAAAAGAAGCUAACACAGUUCUGAGUUACUGUUUAGCUAAAGAGAUGGAAAUGAAGAAGGGAUUUGAUCAGCAUCUUCAAGAUACAGAAGCACAAAAUCAGUCUGUGGCCAUAUGCAAAAAGGAUAUUGAACGCUUCGCAGACGAACUUCAUCAGGUGAUUGAUAAUUCUAAACAGCAGGUAUUGGCUAAUUUGGAUAAACAAUCUAAGUCCGCUCUGCAAAAUAGUGAGGCUGCAAAAAAUGAGAAAGAGGAGAAAUUGAGCCAACUGUAUGAAGUUUUACAGCUUGUCAAGAGAUUAGUUCAAGCCCCUUGCUCUAUUGCAGAUAUGACUGAUGCCAGUGAAAUUCUAAAAAAGGCUAAACAAAUGAGUGGUCAGCGAGAAUGUGCAGUGGCCAAAGGAAAAUCUCAAACGCAGUCUUUCGAAACAACUGCUAAAAGAGGUGCAGAUGGUAACAAUUCGGCUAUUCCGUUUUGUUUUGAAGAGAGAAAACACCUUAAAAGGUUUCUUUCAUCACAAGCUAUAGGAACAAUUGAAUUUAAACAAAACAAGCAACCAUGUACGAGCACAUCAAAACAAUUUAGGGAACGUAUUUCGUGUCCGUCCCCAUUGUAA